Molecule: messenger RNA, 1067 nt
Organism: Ictalurus furcatus (blue catfish)
Lineage: Eukaryota; Metazoa; Chordata; Actinopteri; Siluriformes; Ictaluridae
Gene: rnaset2l
Product: ribonuclease T2, like
Exons: 10
Coding region: 108-890 (260 amino acids)
Biological process (GO): RNA catabolic process
Cellular component (GO): extracellular region
Molecular function (GO): RNA binding; ribonuclease T2 activity
Source: RefSeq, a predicted model, not a curated record
GAAACUGAUGUAUCUGUGUUUCGAAGCAGUUCUGCUUUCUGAAGAUCAGUAGAAAAGGGAACCGAGUGCGAUGUCGAUCUUUGAUCUAUGAGAACUGCAGCACUGCCAUGGCCUCGUAUAAAAUGUCCAUCAUCUGGGUUUGUUCUGCCGUUCUACUGAUUGGAUGGGUUCUUGCACAGGAUCAAGCGCAAUGGUCCACGAGCGAGAUAAGCCACUCUUGUAACUGGACUUGCAUGCUCUUCACACUGCAGUGGCCAGGAAGCUUCUGUCUGAGCAUCGACAAUAAAAACAUUUGCCGGAUACCACAGGAUAUCCAGGAGUGGACCAUCCAUGGCCUUUGGCCUCUGAAGGAUCAUUACUGCUGUGCAUGUUGGCCAAUAUUUCAUUCUCAUCUUCAGGAAUUGGAGCCAGAAAUCUCCCAGCUUUGGCCUUCAUUUAUAAAAACAAGGAGCGACUUCGCAUUCUGGAAAGACGAAUGGAUUAAACAUGGAACAUGUGCAGGCUGUGUGGAGAACAUGGGUUCUCCGGUUCUCUACUUCAAGACAGUUCUCAAGCUCCGGCUGCUCUUCGACGUUGAUAGUGCCUUGGCAAACGCCGGCAUUAAACCUUCCUGCAAUGUUUCCUAUAAGCAUGAUGACCUGCAUGGUGCACUGGAACCACUGCUUGGAGAUAACUUUGUGUUACAGUGUGUGACGGAUGGGAAGGAAAGAGAGGCAUGGGUGCAGUUAAAGAUCCAGGUCUCUAAGAACGUGACUCUUGGAUGCCGGGUGACAGAGGAACUCGAGAGCAACAAGGUCACGAACACUACUUACGGACACCCCUGCCCUACAAACACCACCAUUUUCUACUUCCCUAUAAACCAUGAGCAUCCAAAACAACCAUGCACCUGAUCACAGCAUUAAUCAGUGCUGUCUCAGGUACCCACUAAGAGGAUUUCAUGCUACAUGCUACCCUGAGUAAUCUGCUUACAUGCUAGUCAGUAUGAAGAGACUUAACAGUUGUUAAGCCACAAUUUAAGACUGUAAGGGUAAAAAUGGAGCAUGUUCAUAUAGCCAUGGUACGUGAAU